This is a messenger RNA of Drosophila biarmipes, 2943 nucleotides long. Its product is annotated as vesicle-fusing ATPase 2. The record is from RefSeq and is a predicted model, not a curated record. Bases 103 to 2358 code for a protein of 751 amino acids. The transcript is spliced from 4 exons. Gene Ontology annotation, cellular component: Golgi stack. Gene Ontology annotation, biological process: intra-Golgi vesicle-mediated transport; Golgi to plasma membrane protein transport; SNARE complex disassembly. NCBI's taxonomy places the organism in Eukaryota, Metazoa, Arthropoda, Insecta, Diptera, Drosophilidae. Gene Ontology annotation, molecular function: ATP binding; ATP hydrolysis activity.
AUACACACUCGCAAUGCCCUUCGAAAAACAGCUGAUUGCUGACUCAAUUUGGGAUUGUAUUUAUAAAGUGAAACUGAAAAAGUCGUUGCAUUAUACCUUGCAAUGUCGAACGAAAUUCCGCACCAGAUGAGGGCGAUGAAAUGCCCGACGGACGAGCUUUCGCUGACGAACAGGGUGAUUGUGAAUGCCUCCGAUUUCACGGAGGAGGUCAAAUAUGUGGACAUCUCGCCGGGACCGGGCCAGCACUUCAUCUUCGCGCUGGAGAAGAUUGGCGGCAGGGAUCUGCCACCCGGCCACGUCGGGUUCUCGCUCGUCCAGCGCAAGUGGGCCUCGCUGUCCAUCAACCAGGAAAUAGACGUGCGGCCCUACCGAUUCGAUGCCAGCUCGGACCUCAUCACACUCGUGUCCUUCGAGACGGACUUCCUGCAGAAGAAGACCACCACGCAGGAGCCCUACGACUCGGACGAGAUGGCCAAGGAGUUCCUCAUGCAGUUCGCCGGCAUGCCUCUGACCGUCGGCCAAACACUGGUUUUUCAGUUCAAAGACAAGAAGUUCCUGGGCCUCGCAGUGAAAACCCUGGAGGCAGUGGACCCCCGAACUGUGGGAGAUGCUAACCCAAAGACCCGGAACGUCCGCUUCGGCCGCAUCCUUGGCAACACAGUGGUGCAUUUUGAGAAGGCCGAGAACUCCGUGCUUAAUCUGCAGGGUCGCUCGAAGGGCAAGAUAGUUCGGCAGUCCAUCAUAAACCCGGACUGGGACUUUGGCAAGAUGGGUAUUGGUGGCCUAGACAAGGAGUUCAACGCGAUCUUUCGACGAGCCUUUGCCUCUCGUGUUUUCCCGCCUGAUUUGGUAGAGCAGCUCGGAAUCAAACACGUUAAGGGUAUACUUUUAUACGGACCACCCGGCACGGGCAAAACGCUGAUGGCCCGGCAAAUAGGAACCAUGCUGAAUGCCCGCGAACCCAAGAUUGUGAACGGACCACAGAUCCUGGACAAGUACGUGGGCGAGUCGGAGGCCAACAUCCGGCGCUUGUUCGCCGAUGCCGAGGAGGAGGAAAAGCGCUUGGGCCCGAACAGUGGGCUGCACAUCAUCAUCUUCGACGAGAUCGAUGCCAUCUGCAAGGCUCGUGGCUCGGUGGCGGGCAAUAGUGGUGUCCACGAUACGGUCGUCAAUCAGCUGCUGGCCAAGAUCGACGGAGUGGAGCAGCUGAACAACAUCCUAGUGAUAGGCAUGACCAAUAGGCGGGACAUGAUCGACGAGGCGCUGCUGCGACCUGGUCGCCUGGAAGUUCAAAUGGAGAUCAGCUUGCCCAACGAGCAGGGACGCGUUCAGAUCCUCAAUAUCCAUACCAAACGGAUGCGGGACUUCAACAAGAUAGCCAGCGAUGUGGACAACAACGAGAUUGCGGCCAGGACAAAGAACUUCAGCGGCGCAGAACUGGAAGGAUUGGUCAGAGCGGCCCAGUCCACAGCCAUGAACCGGUUGAUUAAGGCGGACUCAAAGGUUCAUGUGGAUCCCGAGGCUAUGGAGAAAUUGAAAGUAACCCGUGCCGAUUUUCUACACGCUUUGGACAACGACAUCAAGCCCGCCUUUGGAGCCUCCCAGGAAAUGUUAGAGAAUCUACUGGCACGCGGAAUUAUACACUGGGGUCCACCGGUCAAUGACAUCCUGGAGGAUGGAAUGUUGUCCGUGCAGCAGGCGAAGGCCACUGAGGGCUCCGGACUGGUGUCCGUUCUCAUCGAAGGAGCCCCCAACUCUGGCAAAUCAGCGCUGGCCGCUAAUCUUGCCAAGAUGAGCGACUUCCCGUUUGUCAAGGUCUGUUCCCCAGAGGACAUGGUGGGAUUCACGGAGUCUGCCAAGUGCCUGCACAUCCGCAAGAUCUUCGACGACGCCUAUCGCUCCACCUUGAGUUGCAUAGUGGUUGACAAUGUGGAGAGAUUGCUGGACUACGGGCCGAUUGGACCCAGAUACUCCAAUCUCACGCUACAAGCCCUACUGGUUCUGUUGAAGAAGCAGCCGCCCAAGGGACGAAAACUGCUGAUCCUGUGCACAUCCAGCCGGCGAGACGUCCUGGAAGAGAUGGAAAUGCUUCCGGCCUUCACGUCCGUGUUGCAUGUGUCCAAUCUGUCGAGUCCCGAGCAUGUGCUCGCCGUCCUGGAGGACUCGGAUUUUUUCAGUGCCGAGGAGCUGCAAAAUAUUGCCAGAAACAUGGCCGGAAAGCGGGUGUGCAUCGGCAUCAAAAAGCUGCUGGCCCUAAUCGACAUGAUCCGUCAAUCGGAACCCCACCAUCGAGUAAUCAAGUUCCUCAGCAAAAUGGAAGAGGAGGGCGGGCUGGAAUUGGUGGCCAGAUCGCACUAGCUACCGCCCAUCUCCGAUCUGCGGCUGUCCAUUGUCGAGCUGAACGCCGCCUUCUAAUUCGUUUUCAUUCCAUUUCCACACAUUUAGCGAGGCUCGAUUUGAUUAACAGCCAAAUCAAGGGUAGAUACCUGCCAUUGCAAUGGUAUAGGUUUUUUAUUUUUAGCAGAAUGUUUGGAAAAAUCAGUAAAUACCUAACACUUACUUUGAUGUUGUUUUUAUUUUAAGCAUGUAGAAAAGUUCUCUUUCCCUAAGGGAGACAAAUAAUUUUUGAAAAAAAAUUUGUUAAUAUUAUUUGAUGUUAGGAUAACAACUAAAUUUCGAUUUGCAGAAAGAUCCUUUAAAUUAGUCGAUUUCAAACCUAUUUUCCUGACUUGGAAAUUCGCGAAUGAGAGGUUUGAAGUCAAGUAGUUUAUUUGUUUCUUCUUUGUUUGCAUAAAUCAUUGAGGCAAAUUUUCGCUUUCAAAUUAAUAUUUAAAAGAGUGGACAACGCUAACGUAUCUGAACGCUUUAUUUAACCGCGGAAUAAUACACUUAUGUUUUACUAAAAAUUAAUAAAGCGCACAACCUACCGUAACUGAAGACCAA